AUGAUAUUGUGUACAGUCGCAUGCUCGUUAAAUCGGCCAACUAGGAACAAGAAAAUGUCUGAACCGGACAGAAUUGGACCAGAUGUUGGGCCAAAAAAAACCAUGACAGAUCGUGUUCAUGCUGUUAAGCAUGCAUUUCUGACGAGGGACGGACUACUUGGUAACUACGAUUAUGGCUUCCUCUUUCGCCCCAACCUACCAUUCAUGCGCCGCCCGCGCAAAGCCGCCCCGUUCUUCGGCCUCGACGACCGCAUGCCGGUUGUCCUAGGAUUGAUCCUCGGAUUCCAACAUGCGCUUGCAAUGUUGGCAGGAGUUGUUUCUCCGCCAAUUAUUAUAGGAAACGCCGUAAAUCUAGGACCGGAAAUGACACGGUAUUUGGUGUCGACUUCCUUGAUUGUUUGCGGGUUUUUGUCAGCGAUACAAAUCACCAGGUUUCACAUCAAGGGGACGCCGUAUUAUAUUGGUACGGGUUUGAUAUCGGUAGUUGGGACAUCUUUUGCUAUAAUCCCCGUUGCAUUGGGCGCGUUUGAACAGAUGUACCAGAACGGAAAGGUCUUACAGAUGAAAACGGCAUCCGGCAGCCUUGUCCCGAUGCCUAUGGUGCCCUCCUCGGAACCGAAUUGGCUAGGAGGUGUAAAUGCGCCACAUCCGCUGCCGUGGGGUGCGACGGAGUUCAUCGGGUUGGGGUUCUCGGUAUUCAUCACAAUUAUAUUGUGUGAGAAAUUUGGAAGUCCAAUUAUGAAGUCCACCAGCAUUGUGAUUGGUCUCCUUACUGGAUGCAUCAUUGCUGGAGCAACCAAUUAUUUCGACAAGACUGGUAUCAACGACGCACCUGCUGUCUCGUUCGUUUGGGUGCACACAUUUAAGCUCUCGGUAUAUGGGCCACUAGUAUUGCCCCUGCUAGCGGUGUAUAUCAUUUUAGCCUGCGAAGCAAUUGGUGAUAUAACCGCAACUUGUGAUGUUUCCAGACUAGAUGUUGAAGGCGGGCUAUUCGAUUCAAGAAUCCAAGGAGGGUUAUUAGCUGAUGGCCUUAACGGCCUUGUUGCUGGCCUUGCUACAAUUACUCCUAUGUCGACAUACGCCCAGAACAAUGGUGUGAUCGCUCUUACUCGAUGUGCAAACCGGAAAGCCGGCUAUGCAGCCUGUUGUUUCCUUAUAAUCAUGGGUAUUUUCGCAAAGUUCGCGGCUGCUCUGGUCGCAAUCCCGUCGGCAGUUCUCGGCGGUAUGACAACGUUUCUGUUCUGCGCUGUUGCUGUGUCUGGAAUGAGUAUUACGGCGACUAUGCCGUUCAGUCGACGGAAUCGAUUCAUUCUUACCGCAUCUCUUUCAGUGGGAUACGGUGCCACCCUUAUUCCGGAUUGGUUUGAACAUUUCUUCACUUAUUCAGGCGGGGGAGGCCUGCAGGGGUUGAUCGACGCCGUCAAUCUCAUUAUGGAGACCGGGUUCGCCAUAACCGCCUUCAUCGCAAUCAUCCUCAACCUCUUCUUAGAUGAUGAGAUCGAGGACAACGGCCUGGAGAUAACCAGUAGUAACGACAUCACCAGAUUCAACGGCGUAGAACCUCUAGAUUUAUCGGCUGAGAAGUCCGGAAAUGAGACGCCUGCUGAUAUUUCAAAGCAAGUUUAG
Morchella importuna is the source of this 1626-nucleotide messenger RNA. RefSeq lists its product as uncharacterized. Gene Ontology annotation, cellular component: membrane; fungal-type vacuole. Lineage: Eukaryota; Fungi; Ascomycota; Pezizomycetes; Pezizales; Morchellaceae. Gene Ontology annotation, biological process: transmembrane transport; xanthine transport. The record is from RefSeq and is a predicted model, not a curated record. The coding region runs from base 1 to 1626 and encodes 541 amino acids. Gene Ontology annotation, molecular function: xanthine transmembrane transporter activity. The transcript has 25 exons.